Ostertagia ostertagi is the source of this 711-nucleotide messenger RNA. Lineage: Eukaryota; Metazoa; Nematoda; Chromadorea; Rhabditida; Trichostrongylidae. The record is from the annotation of a GenBank genome assembly.
AUGGUAACAUCUAUGCUCAAUUCUUGGAUACAUGAUUAUGCAGUCUUACGUUGUGAUCGAAACCAUAGAACAGGAGGAGGCGUCGCUGUUUUUCUCAGAAAUUCAAUAACUUAUUCUGUUAUUCUCUCCGAAUCGAUUAAUAACGGCUACGAAAUUUUAGCUGCGGAUCUCACUCAUAAUAAUCUCUCCUUCAGAAUAGCGUUGGUUUAUAGACCGCCCUCAAUUCCUUCGUUACUCAAUGAACGAACUUGCAAAGACCUACCUUGCAUUGUUAUUGGGGAUUUUAACAUUCCCGAUAUUGACUGGGCUGCUUGGAAUACACAAGAUAACAACGCUGUAUACCAUGAUGUUUUGUCAGACAUUCUCUACUUCCAUGGCUAUCAACAAUAUGUAAAAGAUCCUACGAGAGGAGAAAACUUUUUGGAUUUGGUAUUCGCGAAUAGUACGGAACUCUUACGCAAUGUGAAGGUCAUAGCACCGAUUGGAGAUAGCGAUCACUCAUGCAUUUCGUUUGAUAUUCUUGGAAGCGCUACUAGACACACACCCAUCCUUUGUAAACAGUUUUCUAAUUGUGAUUACAAUAGCAUUGCCACUUAUCUACAUAAUGUUUCAUGGGCUGACUCCUUUGAGUCGGUUUCUUCUGUUGAUGAGAAGUAUAGGAUGUUCCUUUUCAUUCUCCAACAUACUAUUCAAAUAUUCGUUCCUUCAGCC